Messenger RNA from Dentiscutata heterogama, 149 nucleotides. The record is from the annotation of a GenBank genome assembly. NCBI's taxonomy places the organism in Eukaryota, Fungi, Glomeromycota, Glomeromycetes, Diversisporales, Gigasporaceae.
GACUCAAGGAUGCGGCUUUACAAUGGUACCUAAAUCAGGUACAAGCCCACGAAAACCAACAACUAUUUGAGAAUUGGAAUUCAUUUGCAGAGGGUAUAAAAACUGCAUUCCAACCACCCAUCACCAACAACUUCUACGUCGCCAAUUGA